CAGGAGCGUGGAAGACGCAAAACACGGUUAAUUUUGAACGAUUUAGGUUUUAUUGAAAUGUCAGAUUUGUAGUCCUGACAGAGGACGUAUCUGCACGCGAAGCUGAUGAACCUGAUUUACUUUUUGACAGAAAACUUCAAACUUUUCUCCAUGUGGAUAUUUCUAAACUCUGGAUCUCACUGGUUUGACAGUUAACAGGAUUGCAUUUGGAAAAGGAACCUGAAGAAGGUGCUGAUCUAAAACACCGGGGACCUGAGCACCUUGCACCGGGAGAGCUGCUCGUUUCUGUCCGUCCAGACUCCGGUCUCCGUCUCCGAGCUCAGCAUGAUGUCUUAUUUGAAACAGGGCCCGUACGGGAUGAACGGACUGGGCCUUAGCGGAGCCGCCAUGGACCUGCUGCACCCGUCUGUGGGAUACCCGGGUAACCCCCGGAAGCAGCGUCGAGAGCGCACCACCUUUACGCGCACUCAGCUGGACAUUCUGGAGUCUCUGUUCGCCAAGACGCGCUAUCCGGACAUCUUCAUGAGGGAGGAGGUGGCGCUGAAGAUCAACCUGCCCGAGUCCCGAGUGCAGGUCUGGUUUAAGAACAGACGAGCAAAGUGUCGCCAGCAGCAGCAGCAGAGCAAUAGCAGCACCAAGGUGAAACCCAUGAAGAAAAAGUCGUCUCCGACCAGGGAGAGCACCGGGUCUGAGAGUAGCGGUCAGUUCACCCCGCCCGCUGUGUCUAGCUCCUCUUCCUCCACCACCUCGUCUUCAUCCUCCUCAUCGUCCUCCGCUAUCUCCUCUGGCCUUAGUGGUCCUGGUCUGAUGAGCACCUCCUCCUCCGUCACCGCCCCUGUGUCAUCCAUCUGGAGCCCGGCGCCCAUCUCCCCGACCCCUGCUCAACCCACACUCCCUGACCCCGCUGCCCCCACCAGCGCCUCCUGCAUGCAGCGCUCCAUGUCCUCCUCUGGCACUGGGGGGACGCCCUCAUACCCGGUGUCCUACAGCCAGACAGCAGCAGCUUACAGCCAGGGUUACCCCACUUCAGCGUCGGGCUCUUACUUUGGUGGCAUGGAGUGCGGCUCAUACCUGGCACCUAUGCACUCCCACCACCACCCGCAUCAACUCAGCCCCAUGACUGGUAGCUCCAUGUCAGGACACCCGCACCACCACAUCGCACAAACGUCAGGGCACCACCACCACCACCACCACCCAACGCAUCACCACCAGGCGUACAGCGCACCGGGCCUCGCCUUCAACUCCUCAGACUGUCUGGAUUACAAAGAGCAGACGGCGGCGUCGGCAUGGAAACUCAACUUUAAUACCUCCGACUGUUUGGACUACAAAGACCAGGCCUCAUGGCGCUUCCAAGUGCUGUGAUUUCCUGUUUCUCUUCUUCUCUGCUUACAAAGAAGUCUUCUCUUUUUGUUGGUGGUUUAUUUUUUGAAGAUCCGUAAAACUAAUAGUAGAGACAUUUUAAGAACGUUUUUUUAUUUGUGAACAAGCUGAAACGACACACAGAGCUCGACUUGGACUCCAGGAUUAUUUUUCUACUCCAGAACUUUCCAGAAACUGACUCAUUUUCACCUUUUGAAAACCUUUAGUACAUUUUUAGAGGAACUUACAGGAUUGUGCAUUCUGGGAUUCUUUGAGUGAUCAAUUACUUUUUUUUCCUAAACAUGAUGCUGCUAUGAUUUUCAGGUUGCUGAUGUUCAUUUCUCUCUGAUUUCCGACUUCAAUCUUGUUCAGAAACUGGUCGUCUGGCUUGCUGGGUGUUGUAUGUUGGAGAUUGAAUUGCAGCACUUGUUUAUAAAGUGAAAGAUUGUUUUUCUUUGAGGGGGAAACUAAAUAAAAAUGUGAAUGAGACAUGAAUUGUCAGUAUUCCAGUGAAAUUUGAAAGAUGUACAUUCGUG
This is a messenger RNA of Labrus bergylta (ballan wrasse), 1895 nucleotides long. RefSeq names its product homeobox protein OTX1 B. Gene Ontology annotation, molecular function: RNA polymerase II cis-regulatory region sequence-specific DNA binding; DNA-binding transcription factor activity, RNA polymerase II-specific. Gene Ontology annotation, biological process: multicellular organism development; regulation of transcription by RNA polymerase II. The record is from RefSeq and is a predicted model, not a curated record. Gene Ontology annotation, cellular component: nucleus. Lineage: Eukaryota; Metazoa; Chordata; Actinopteri; Labriformes; Labridae.